Messenger RNA from Cinara cedri, 11567 nucleotides. NCBI's taxonomy places the organism in Eukaryota, Metazoa, Arthropoda, Insecta, Hemiptera, Aphididae. The record is from the annotation of a GenBank genome assembly.
AUGACAUUUCAGUCGAGGAUUAAAAUUGCUAUUAUUGGCGCCGGACCGGUAGAUCAUAAAUCAAUAUUAUUAUAUUAUAUUCACACAUUGUAAAUCAAUACGGGUUUUUAAUUAGGUUGGAUCUUUGUGCGCCUGUUUUAUGGCAGAAUAUGGUUAUGACGUUACAGUUUACGAAAGUCGAACAGGUAUAAAUUAUUUUGUAUCUAUAUAAUAAUGUUAAAAAGAUAAUUUAAUACAAUUUGAACAAAUAAACGUCCUCUCCCUGUAAGAACAUAUAUAUUUUUAAAAUAUAGAUAUAUAUACAUAUAUUUUAAUUGAAACGUUCUAAAAUUAAUGUUUCGAUUAAAAAAAUAAAAAUUUUCUAAUUCAUCUAAAAUAUUUUAAAAAAAAUAUGUUUCUCACAAUAAUAAACAAUAUUUUACAAACAAAUUUCAAAUAAUAGGUACUUAUUAUUUUUAAACUAAAACAUUUAAAAAUAUUUUCGUACAAUAUUAUUUAAACCAUAUUACUAAAACGUUUUAUUAACAAUAUUAAUGGUCCCGUUCGGUAUUGUCCGAAAUUGUCUUGUAAUACAUUCAUAAUAUAUCCUAUCUCAAAAAUAUUUUGGUUUUUAAAGAGAGGUACCUUAUCCCUGCACAAAACUUUAACCAAUAACCAUCAAAUGUAGAGGGACAUGACAUACCCUCUCAUUAUCUGUAUCCGUACCUAUGGCGUAUACAUUUCCAUAUUGUACAUACUCCAUCAAUGUGAUCAGUUGCAACCAAAAAAAUUAUUUCUUUUUUUUUCUUUUUUAGGGGAGGUUCUAAAUUUGUGUAGCAACUAAUUUUAUGACCUUUCCUGGUUGUAAUAUAUUCUACUGUUUUUGUAUUUUUUAAAAAUGGGGGGGAGGAAAACCUCAGUUCAGUCCACGCAUAUGGCCUUGGCCGUCUAAAUAUAUAUAUUUUUUUUUGUAAUAUAUUAAUAUACUAUUUUAAAAAAUUCUUAUUCAAAGGUUUAAUAUCGUAUUUCAAACACUAAUGAAACAUUUUUGUAAUUAAAAAGUGACCAUUAACAUAAUUUCAAAAUGUUUUUAAAAUGUUAUUUUAAGUGAUCACUGUACAGGAAUAUAAAAAUAUUAAUAUACUCCUAUAUUUUGAUAAUAUUAUACACGAUUUACCUACCUGAAAAGUCUGGAAACCUUUGUUUCGUUUAGUGGACAUCAUGACAUGAUAUGUCAACGUGUAACAAUGAAAUUAAGGAUAGCAAUCAUAGGUUCACUGGACAGUUACCAAAAAUGAAUCAUUGUAUUAAACAGUGUUUACUGACUACUGAAAAUCUAUAGGAUGGGUAGGUACCCUAUAGAUAAUAGAUAAUGCCUAUAUUAUGCUUUAUCAUUAAUUUUAAAUACACUGAUAAAAAAAAUAGCAUAUUAUGCUCAUUUAGUUAUUUAUAUAAUUUUGUCACUAAAAAUUAUUAUACUAAAAAUAAUUUAAUUUAUGUAAUACAUGUAUAUAUAAAUAUUACACCAAAUUAAUUUGGAUACACACAAUACCCUUAAUAUGUAUAGGCACUAGCUGUAUUACAAGCACUACAUUAUACACAUAUUUCUAGGGUUCGGUAAUUUUGUUAGUUAAAAAAAAUAAAACGAUCACUAUAAUCUCACAAUGCCAAUUGGACUUAAGCCAUUGUGAAUAACUUUCUUGACUUUAGUUUUCAUCAUAUAAAUAUUAAAAAUUUUAAAUUUUAACAAAAUGAAACUACGAUAUAAGAUUAAAAUAUUGUUAAUUUUGGAACAUUUAAUAUUUUUGUUUUAAAUAUUAUAGUAAAAAUAUAUGAAUAACAAAUGUGAAAUUAAUUAGAUAUUAUAUUAUUAUCAAGAAAGGUUUGUCUUAAUAUUACAAACCAUAUAGGUACUUACUAAAAAGUAAAGUAAAGUACCUGUCAAUAAUUUAACAAUAAUAUGUCAUCAGUCAUGUAUAAAUAUAUAUAAUAUACACAAUGUAUUCAAAAAUUGCCUGGACUGAUUUUUAAAAAUAAAUACAACAAACGAGUAAAAGCAAACAAUUUUAUUUAAUUUUCAAUAUAGUCCCCUGCAAUUUCUAAACAUAUAUUUGUUUGACGCUCGUAAAGUUGCUGGAAGGCUCUGGGGAAAUGGUUUUCGGGAAUGCCUCGCAUAGUCUUGUCACAUUUUGUUGGAUAAACUUCACAUCGUCAUAUCUCUUUCAUUUCAUAGCAGUUUUCAGCUUAGGAAAUAGAAAAUAUUCGGCUGGGGCCAGAGCUGAUAAGUACGAUGGGUGAUUAUUAACAGUGAUAGAUUUUUUAGCCAAUAAUUGUGUUACCAAUAUCGAAAAAUGUACUGGACCAUGGUCAUUCAACAGUCAUUUAUUUGGUACAAAUUCGGAUGUACGUGCUGUACGUAUGCGUUUCAAAAGACGGUCGAGGACACUUUGGUAAAAUACUACAUUAACUGUUUUUAAGGAGGAACAAAUUCGCUUUGAAUGAUGCCGCUGGAGUCGAAAAAAGAAAUAAACAUUGUCUUCACUUUUGAUUUUGUUGCGCAAGCUUUAACUGAUCACCUUUCGUCCGGGCCUUGCCAUUCCGUGGUUUGACGUUUUAUGAAAGGGUCGUAUUGGAAACAUGAUUUAGUAUUCAAUUAUUUGGAAUGUUUGGAUAGCAGUUUUAUUUAGUUUAAAACAAAAUUGAAUUGCUAUUCUUUGUCCCAUUGCAAAAAUUGUGACACAAUAUUAUAAACUUGUGCAUUUUAAACCAGUGCAGGUGAUUAUUACCACCUAUUAUCGCUAUUAGACUUUUACAGUGUUCAUCGGUGCGUAUUUUACAAUGUAGUGUCAUCAGUGAAUUAUAGAUUAUCUAUAUAUAGAUAUCGAAAAACUACCAGUCCCUGAACUUUUUGAAUACAUACUGUAUAUAUAUAUAUACAGGUUGAUCAAUACAACGUAAGAAAUUCAUUAUCUUGGAAUGAAUUAUUACUCUUUUCGGAAUUUAAUUUUUAGAACAUUUUAAGGAAUAAUUAGCUCUGAAAUGUUACAAUACUCUUAUUUUUGUCAUUCUUAUUUUAGGGGAUGAAACCAUUACCUUCUUUUGGUAUUAUAAUGACAACCUAUUUACAAAUUCCAUAAAUAGGUGGUGUAUUAGUUUAAAUCAAUUUUGGUGAUGACAUUUUUGGUUUUUGUCAACCCGUUGACGAGAUAUUUCACUUUUAAGUUUCGGCGGAAGGAGAGUAGAAGUGCAUCAUUUGUGUGAAAGCACGGCAUGCGGUAUUUUGAUAGUGUUCCACCACUCUCUCCCUCAUCCCCCUGUUAGUGAUUUAAUAAUAAGGUUAUACGGUUGUAGGUAUUUUAAAAAUUGUAAUAGUUUUAGAAACAAUUAAUAUGAUAAAUGGUUUUUAAAACAAUAUUUAUAUACAACAAUUAUUGAAAAUCGUUCUAUUACAGAUAUUAGACACACGGAAACCACUAUUGGACGUUCAAUAAACAUGGCUUUAUCGGAAAGGGGUAUUAAUGCUUUGCAAUUUAUAAAUCUGGACAAUAUUGUAAUCGACGAACUCGCCGAACCGAUGUAUGGUAGAAUGAUUCAUUCGAUCGAUGGCCGUAAAUACAACAUUUUGUAUGAUAUUUUAGAAAACAAGGUGCAAAUUUGUUUAAUUAUCAUAUACUGUUAUUAUUACAGCCUUACCGGUACAGUAAAAAACUCGUUACUCAAUAACUACCUAAUCACUCUAGUAAAUUAGGUGUUUUUAUCUGAUAAGACAAUUGAAAAAGUUAUUUUAAAUUAUAUUAUUCGAUGAUUUGAGAUUCGGAGAGUAGCAAGGGAUCUAUUGGCCGUACUAUGAUGUGUGAUUUUUUUUUGUGUUGGUCUGUGAGUAACUUUUAUAUCAAAAAAUUUGAUUCAAAGUAUCAAGGUAGCACGUUUUCUGAAAGGUAAUUUUAUCUAGUUGGUGCAAUAUUUGGUCAUUUUUUGAUUUUUUAAGGAUUUUCAAAAUAAUCGAUACAUAUUAAAUUAUUAUAUCAUAUCUUCUGUUUUAGUAUCAACUCGUAUUUAGGUACAGUACUUUUAUAAAAUACAGUAUAAUCAAAUAAUUGUCAACGUAAUAUAAAUAAUAUAUAGUUGUAAAUUUAUGUCCAUCAUACUUAAACAUUUUUAGAAAUUUAAAAAAGAAAAUAUAAGUAUAAUAUUAUUUCCGUAAAAGAAAAUAAUAAUUAUUUUUAUAACUAUCAUUGAAAUGUUUAAAUGGCUAGUGUUAAAUUCAAAUACUGCAAAUUUGCUUGUGAAAACAGACAGAGAAAAUCAUUUUUUGAUACUUAAAGAUUUACAUAAAGAUACUCUAUCAGUAUCGUUUUAGCUCAAUAACAUACCUGUUGAGGGGAAAACAAAGAAUAAUUUGAAAAUUUGGGGUUUUCACAGAAAGUAAUCAUGCACUAAAUUCUCCCUAUAUAAUUAAUCAAACAAUUAGAAUUAAGGUAUACAUAAUUAAAAACAAGUAGUUAUGAUAGACUAAAUGUAUUUGUAUAAUUAUAAUUAUUAAUUAUUAUUAUUAGUAGAUAUAAUCUAUUUUUUUUUUUUUCAGUGCUUAUACUCAGUAAAUAGAAAUGAUCUUAAUGCAGUUUUAUUAACAAGUAAUUUAGUAUAUAUUUUUGUAAAUUCAUAGUUUAAUAUGAUAAGUAUAACACUGCAAAACUUAUGUUCUAGAACUCGAAAAAUAUCAAAACGUUAAACUGAAUUUUUCUCACAAACUUGUUGAUAUUGAUUUUAAAACUACACAAUUAACAUUUGAAACGUUAGUAUAUUUUACUGUAGAAUCUAAGGGAAUUCAUUUUAAUAAAUCCAUUAUAUUCUAUUUAUUUAGAUUAGAAAAUCCACAAAAAAUCGUAAAACCAGAUAUUGUUAUCGGGUGCGACGGAGCUUAUUCCACUGUUCGUAAAAAUAUGAUUCGUCUGCCUAUGUUUAAUUAUUCGCAAAUGUAUAUAGACCAUGGUUAUUUAGAAAUAAACUUACCAUCAAAUUUGAAUAAAGUGAGGAAAAAAUUACAUACGUAUUUUCUAAACAAUUCAAUAUGAUAUUAUUCAAGACUUGAAUAAUACUUAGUAACACCAUUUAACUUUUAGGAUAUUUUAUCCGCUCAUUAUCUUCAUAUUUGGCCAAGGGGUACAUUUAUGCUGAUAGCAUUGCCGAAUAAGGAUAAAUCUUGGACUUGCACUUUAUUCAUGCCAAUGGACAAAUUCCCAUUAUUAUUGGAGUCUGAAACAGAAAAUAUUUUAAGUUUUUUUUACAAACAUUUUAAGGACUUUACGAACUUAAUUCAUCCAAAAUAUUUAAUAGACCAAGUGAAAAAUGGAAAAGCUCGAACUCUGAUUUCUAUUAAAGUGAAUUUUUUAUAUAGAAUUUUAAAUACAUUUAUAUUUAUAUAUUUAAUUAUCAUGUCUAUGUAUAUAUAUAUAUAUAUAUAUAUAUAUAUUGUUUUAUUAUUAAUAGUGUAACCCAUAUCAUGUUAAUGAUAAUUUUCUUUUGAUCGGAGACGCCGCUCACGCUAUUGUACCUUUUUAUGGCCAAGGAAUGAAUGCUGUAAGUAAAAGAAAAUUAAAAAAAUAUACUUUGGUGAUAUUAUACUUAUACAAGUAUACUCUGAGGUGAAAUGUUUAUGUUUUGUUUUUAUUUUUAACUUAAAAUUAUAACAAAACACUUUUAUUAACCAAAAGAACAGGAUCUCCAAACAUAAAUAUGUCACUGGAUUGAUGUAUAUGUUAUUUGUGUUUAUAUUUUAAAGGGUUUUGAAGAUUGUACGUUAUUGAACUUACUUCUCAAUGAAUAUGAACACGAUCUAAAUACAGUAAUCAAAAUGUUUACGUCAAGGAGAAUUCACGAUACAGAAGCUAUUAGUGAUUUAGCUUUUUACAACUACACUGAAGUAAUAAUAUUUAAAUAGUUUAAUUUUUUUUAACGUGUCGUUUUUAGUUUACAUAAAAUACAAUACAUUAUAAAAAGGAGGAAAUGUGGAUAUUAAAAAAAAAAAACUGAUUUCAAAAAUUUAACUCAGUGGCAUUCUAACCUCCUCCCCCCCGGCCUCAUGUUAAAGUAUAGGUACCGUAGACAAACAUAUCAUUUCCUCCCAUUAAUAAAAUAUAUAAAAAAAACUUUAUAAGUAAUAAAAAUAAAUAUUUUAAUUUUAUUUUAAUUAACAGAACGUUGCACACACAUCUACUGCCUCAAUAGAAUUACCGGACAACAUGCGAAAAUAAUGCUUAAGCAGACUGAGGAAAACUAGCUUAAUUUUGAUUUCAAAGUAAAAGUACCUAUUAUAAAAUUUAUAGAGAACAAUAUUUUUGAGGGAAUCUUAUAGAUCUUUUUUGAAUUACGAUUUAUUAAAAAAAAAACUAAAAUUAUAUCCGGUUUUAUAUUUAGAGUUAUAUAACAUUUAGAAUAAUGCAACAACCCAAUGAGAUUCUUUACAAAAUAUUCUACUAUAUAAAUUAUAUAUCGAUGUACACUCAUAAUAGGUACUUUUUUUAUUCUAAAAUCAAAAUUAAGCUAGUUUUACUAAGUCUGCGUAAGUAUUGUUUUUGCAUGUUGCUCGGUAGUUAGGCUGAGACUGUAGAUGCCGGCGUGAAAUCAUCUUAAUAUUAUUUAUUAAUCCCUCACGAAUACAAAUAUUUAAUACUUAUUCAAAUUUCAAAUAAAUAAUAUUUCUUUAUUUUAUAAAAUAAUUUAUAUGAUUUCAAAAAAAAUAGUCGAAAUUGAUUAUAAUUCUGUGACAUCACUAUUCACUACACAAAUUUCAAGUAAUUUGAUACGUAAUAAUCUAUGGCAACACUAUAUAUCUAUACAGAUGUAAAUUAAAUUUUGUUUUACUUUUAAAUUACGUCUAUGCCAUAGGAUGUGCUUAAAUUAGGAGUUUAAAUGAACAUCAAUGCAAUCCUGGUUUACAUUUUUAUAAAGAAAGUAAGUUAAUCAUUACUGUUAAACUACAGUUGUUUAAAUGAUAGGCAUAUUAAAUGGUAUUUAUAUGGUAGAAUAAUAUAGCAGCUGGUAGGUAUGUACAUUAUAUAAUCUAUGUAUUAUAUAAGACGUAUUUUAAAUAAAAAAUUAAGUAUUUUGGUUCAAUACAUGUCCAAUACAAUUUCGAGCACUGGUAGAAAAGUUAAAAUAUAAUACAUAAAUAGGGGAGGUGGGUCCUUCCCCUACAUGCACAUAAUGGAGCGAAAAACUGGUCUCAUGGAACAUAAAUAGUGUAACUAUGGAUCAUCACCUAUGACUAAUGAUAUCACCUAUAUUUUUCUCCUCUUUCCCCAUAUGAAAAAUAGUUCCUGUGCUUCUCGAUUUGACCCGGAAUCCAGCCCUGAACUCUGAUAGUACAAAAUGAGUGUAAAUAUUUUGAAUUAUAAUAGGAACUUAUAUAAUAAACGUUUAAUGAUGUAAUUAUCAGUUAUUCCGAUUAUAUUUUUAGAAUUUCAAGGCAAUAGGUUUUAAACUGUCAUAUUGCAAUAAAAUCCAAAAAUACACCAAGUGACCUUAUAACUAUAUCUAUAUUAAAUCAUUUUAAAUAGUUUAUUUUAUACCUACAUCAUCAGGGACGUAUACGCAGAAAAAAGUUUUGGGGAGUGUUUUUUUUAUUAAAAAUUAGAAUUUUUUUUUAAUAAACAUAUGAAACAUUAGGUUAGGUUAGGUUAAAUUAAAUACUUCGGGAGGUGUUUAAAAACCUAUAACACCCCCUGUGUAUGUGCCUGUACAUAAUUUUAUAAUAGUUUUAAAAAUUAAACAAAUCGAUAAAUUACUAAUACACGUAAUGUUCGUUCCAAUCCCUGUUUUUUUAAGAAUUCAAAUAAUAUACAUUUUAUGCAGGUAUCUAUUUAAUUUUUUUUAAAUUAUAAAAUAAUAUUUUCUACAAAUUACGUAUUGUUUAGGUCUCCAUGCAAAUAUGUGUAUCAAAUUACAUCUCAAUUUUUAUUAGUUUUUGGUUUUUCAAAAGCAUUUAUCUAAAUAUUUUGAAUUAUUUUUCAAAAUUUCUAAUUUAACAAAACUAUCAUAAUGAUUAUUAUUAUUUAUAAUUAUAUUACUUAUAAUCUUAAUACUAAUUAAUUUAUAAAACAAUUUAUCUUAACUACCUACAGUGUAUUUAAAGUAUAUUUUCAAAACGGAUACAUACAUAUUAGGUAUUACUGAUCAAAUAUACUAGUAUGGAUUAUAUUUAUUUAUUUAUUAUUAAUAGAUGCGAGAUUUAGUUGCUCGUAAAAGUUUUUUGUGGCGAAAAAAAAUUGACAACAUACUACAAAAAUGGUUUCCUCAAACAUGGAUACCACUUCAUAGUUCGGUUUCUUUCACUACAAUUGGGUAUAAACAAUGUCAACUCAAUAAUCAGUGCCAAAAUAAAGUAAGCAUUUAAUAUGUAGUUUAUUUAUUAUUCUUGAAAAAGUUCUUUAAGGAGUUAUUGCAGUCUUAAACUGGAUAGUCGAUAGGUAUCUAUUAUGUAUACUAUAUUGUAUUAUUGGGUAUUUGUAUUAUAUUGAAUAAACGAAAAUGGAAAAAUGUUUGUCAUGCAUAAAAAGAAUCUAAGAAUUUUAUACAAUUUUUAUAGUUAAUUAAAACUAUAUUUACUUAAGUGGUUGGAUAAAUUCAUAGUAAGGGAUUGGAUUCGAUAGUCCCCAAAGUUUAGACUUUUUCCCUUAUAGUAUAAUAGUUAUCCAAAUAUUUUUGUGUACCUACUCGUAUUUUAUGUACUAUAAUUUGACUGCAUUUUCUGGAUUGUAAAUUGUAAAAAUCCAUAGAAAUACUUACAUUUUAGACUUGGAAGUAGCGAGGGAUUUAUAGGUUUUACUUUGAUAAGUGUUUUUUUUUCGUAUUUUUUCUUUUUUGGCCUUUGAACAACUUUUCUACCAGUAAUUUUACUCUAAUGUAUCAAAUGUAGAACUUUUUUUUAAAAUGAUAUUGAACGUAGUUGGUGCAAUGAGGAGUCAUGUUUUGAUUUUCCAAGGGAUUUUUAAAAUAAUUAGAAAAAACCGGAAACAAAAUUAUAAGUAAAAUGGCAAUAAUAUUUACAAUACGCUUCGGCAUUACUGAUUUCAUGGUUUUUAUUUUUUUUGAAAUUAUGUUUUUACUAGAAUUAUUGCUCUAAUAGAAAAACUAUAAGACCAUUUUGAUUAAAUUUUUUAUGAAGCUUGUAAUUAAAAAAGUAUUUUUUCUAUUUUCCUUGUAGUUUUAUUUAAUUAUUAUUACUUUCAUUUAAUUAUGUUAUUAUUUAAAAAUUUUUUUUUUCUGUAAUUCAGUUAAAAAUAUUCAUAAAGAAAAAAAAAGGCCAUAAUAUUUAUUUACUAAUACCUACAUUUCGAACAUUUUCUGUUUUUUUGGACAUUUUAUGGCAGUUUUUCACAGUUAUAAUGAAAACCGAUUGAAAAAUCACAAAAAACCUCCCUAAACCAAGGAGAUAAAAUUUUCUUUCAGAAAAUAAGCUACACUUGAUACCUUGAUACAUGGGAGCAAGAAUUGUAGUAAAAAAGUGUGCACAACAAAUCGAGUGGUAUUUUUUUAUUAUAAUCGUCCGAGUGAGCGAUAAAGUCUCUAAGUCUCUAAGUACACUUUAAAUGCAUUUGUUUUUUCUCUAUUUAGAUAAAAGGGGGGGGGGAAAGUACAAACAAUUUCUUUUCAAACCUCUUGUAUGACAUCAUGAUCAUUCGACGAAAAAAAGAACCAGACUGAUCAGGACCGAACAUGUUUUAUUUUGUCUUGUGUGUUGAAGUUGACUGAUUAGUGUGCACGUGUCAAUUACUAAAUGCGUGUUCUAAUUAUGACCAAACAACUACGAGCUGAUCCGGGUAGCUCAGAGAAGUUUUGCUUUUUUGGUGUGCGCCCGGCCUUAGACAUCAUUUAUGUCCUACUUCGUUAUCUCAAAUUAACGAUGCAUUUUGUAAUACGUAUAUUUUAAAUAAUUCGGUAUUAAAAAAAAAAAUAAUAAUAAACAUCUUAGUAAAACCAAAACAUUCUCAGCUACACUCAGAACCUAAGAUAUGUCUAAUAAUAAUAAUUAUAUAAUAACUACUGUAUAAUCAGUGUAUAUAACUAUAAUAAUAUAAUAUAUAAUACAUAUAAAUAAUAUCUAUUGUAUGAACAAACGUAAACCUACUAAACUUUUACUUGGCGAAUGGUAAAAAUAGGGAGGCUUAAUUUUCCCAAAAACCAAAUACACUAAUCACAUAUUAUCACUAAGAUAUCACAUUUCAUGUAACAUUUAUUAUCCUCAUCUUCUAAGCUUUAUACCUUUUAACGUUUCUUCCUAUACUAACCGUUCUGCCCCACUUAUCUAUAUUCCGUCUUACAACACAAAUUAUCAUACUAAUUCCUCCUUUUAAAAGCAUUAUCGCUUUGCAACAAGUGCCCCAUUAACGAUUUCUUUUUUUCACCUCCAACUAAGAUUUUUCACUCAUAUUUCACUUUAAAUCAGCAUGAUUUUUAAGUUGUUUAUUUUUAAACUGUAUGGUACUAUUAGUCCAUUGUUGUUUUGUUUUGUUUAAUCUUCUUUAAAUAAAAUUGUUUUGCUAUAUGUUAGUCCCAGUGUAAUUUAAACCACUAUGUGCCACUGGGUCCAGGCCCGUUUUAUUAAUUUAUUAAAUUAUUUGAAUAAACGUUGUUAUUAUUAUUAUUACUAUUAUACACAUUAUCACUGUACAUACAUAAUAUCAAUCGCUAUUAUGGGUAGUUCAAACUACUCUCCUCAACUUAUUCGUCUUAUUUGCAUUGAUAAAUAAAUAUUAAUAGCUUAUAACUAAUUUGCUGUAGGAAUACGCUAUUUUGUGCACUUAAAAUAAUACCAGAUAGUCGUCAGUACAAAUUUAAAAAAAUAUACAUAAUACAAUUUUUUGUAAAACGCAAAAAUGACUUAUUAUAAAGAUUGUUAAAUAUUAAACACUAAUUAAUGAGCAUCACGUCACCAUAUUAUGUCCAUACAAUAUCACGUAGUUUUAAUUUUAACACAUUAUAUAUUUGAUUUUAAUAAAAAUUCAAAUACAUAUUUAAUAAGAAUAUUGACUAAUUAGUAAUUCUGAAACUUAAUAAAUAGUAAAAUUACCUACUAUAAAAAAAUCAACCAAUAUUACAAUUUACCCAACUCAAAUACGCAAUCGUGAUGCUCAAUAAAAUAUAUGUGUACCAAAAAAUAUUACCACCCGGUUGUUUAACGUGUUGGUUAAAUAUACCUAUUUAGAUAGGUUAUAAAUAUUAUAUUAUAUUUUAAAGUUCAAUCUUUAAUGAAAAAAAAACUAUCAAUAAUUGACAUCUUUUAAUUAUUAUUAUUGUUAUUUUACAGAUUCUAUUUCUAGUAUUAAUACUUUUUGCAACCAUGUUUGGCAUCGCAAUGUACUUUAUUGUGAUGUCUACGUCAACAACAAUAAGUGCGUAAGUCAUAUAACUAAUAAUGUAGUCUAGGCUAUUUUGGCUAAUUUUCAAUGUAAAUUUGUCAAAUAAUUAUAAUUUUUGGUACAAGCUUUAUUAUAGUAUUAAUAUAUACCUAGUAUACAGUCAAAUAUUGAUUAUAGAUAAAUAUAGUGCAUAGGUAUAUAUUAAAGUACGGAUAUUAAUCAAACCUG